Scutellospora calospora is the source of this 301-nucleotide messenger RNA. The record is from the annotation of a GenBank genome assembly. NCBI's taxonomy places the organism in Eukaryota, Fungi, Glomeromycota, Glomeromycetes, Diversisporales, Gigasporaceae.
AGCAGACCCGAGUUAUACUCCGGGUUAUACUCUGGGUUAUACUCCAGGUUAUGCUCCAGGUUAUGCUCUGGGUUAUGCUCUGGGUUAUGCUCCAGGUUAUACUCCAGGUUAUACUCCAGGUUAUACUCCAGGUUAUGCUCCAGGUUAUGCUCCGGGUUAUGCUCUAGGUUAUACUCCAAGUUAUACUCCGGAUUAUACUCCGGGUUAUACUCUGGGUUAUUAUUCUGCUAGCAGUUUGUACGAAAAUUUAUGGAAAAGGCUUUUUUGUCAUCCAAUAAACCUUAACAAGAAAUAUAAAUAG